CCUCAGGAGGCGCCGGUGGGCCCGUGAGGGGAAGGGGCUCGGGCUCGGCCCAGUGCCCGCCUCGGUAGGUGCAGCCAUGCAAGAAAGCAUACGUUUUGCUUCAUCAGGAGAUGACGUUAAAAUAUGGGAUUCCUCAUCUCUAACUGUGGUGGAGCAGUUCAACCCACAUACGCCCCCGCAUCCAGUCAGCUCACUAUGUUGGGCCAGCAAUAAUAGAUACCUGGCCACUGCUUCUGCUGCUGGUGAUAAAAUAGUUGUUUCAAGCUGUAAAAGCAAACCUGUUCCGCUCUUUGAAAUAGCUGAAGGAGCAAAACAGACAUGUGUGAGCUUGAAUUCUAGUUCUUCAUAUAUUGCGAGUGGAGGCCUUGAUAACACAGUUAAUAUCUGGGAUCUGAAAUCCAGAAGGGUUUACCGUAGCCUUAAGGAUCAUAAAGAUGAAGUCACAUGUAUUACAUAUAAUUGGAAUGAUUGCUACAUUGCUUCUGGAUCUUUGAGUGGUGAAAUUAUCCUACACAGUGUUACCACCAAUUUAUCAAGUACUCCCUUUGGUUAUGGCAGCCGUCAGCCUAUUCGACACUUGAAAUAUUCAACCUUUAAGAAAUCCUUGCUGGGCAGUGUUUCUGACAGUGGAAAUGUAACUCUAUGGGAUGUAAAUAGCCAGAACCCAUAUCAUAAUUUUGAAAAUACUCAUAAAGCACCAGCUUCAGAAAUCUGCUUUUCUCCAGUCAAUAAGCUGCUGCUUGUAACUGUAGGUUUGGAUAAAAGAAUUAUUCUCUAUGACACUUCAAGUAAAAAGUUACUGACAACAAUAGUAGCUGAUUUUCCUCUGACAACAGUAGACUUCAUGCCUGAUGGUACUACUUUGGCUAUAGGAUGUUCCCGGGGAAAAAUCUGCCAGUAUGACUUAAGACAACUGACAUCACCAGUGAAAACAGUAAUUGCUCACAAAGGCUGUGUGAAAUGCAUACGUCUUCAGUUCAGUAGCACUUUUUCCAAGUCUAACCUUACGGGUUCUUCAAAUAAACCUGCUUCCAAAAGAGUAGAAGUCAAAGCUGGUAGUAAUCUUGGAGGAAUUCAAAAUCCUGGCAUCAAAAACAUUGCCUCUCAAGCAUCAGCAACAGUUUCAUCUCAUCUGACAUUGCCGAAUGAGAAUAAGGGAGGAGAUGUUCUUCAGGAGAAAACAGGCUUUCCCCAUAGUGGCAGCUUGGAUGUGAUUCCAUCUAAAGAAACAGAUCAUGGGAAAAGUGCUGAUUUAAAUAAUUUUGAUGGUUUGGGUCGAAGUAGUUUAGGAGAUGUGUUUUCUCCAGUCAGAGAUGAUAUUAUUGCAAGUAAAGUGAAUGAAGAUCCUCAAGGAAAAGGAGAUGGUCUGGAUUUUCAGCCCUACCUUUUGGGUUUGGAUUUUCUCCCACAGCUUCCCACUGCCUUUCCAGUAAAAAGAAGCCCAGUGGGCAGUAGCGCACAACCAGUACGGUCUAGCCCGUUACAUGCACUUGUGGGAUCUCCAAUUAAGGAAGAGGAAGAACAUUCAGAGACUGAGACUAAGAAAAUAAAUCUUGGAAAACAAGAAUCUAAAGAAGUCUUAAAGCAGCUUUCAAAAUCAAGCUCAUCAAGUGCAGAAUCUGUAACUUUAAGUCCUCCACCACCAUCCACUGCUGUAAAGGCUCUUGAUACAAAUGAGAGACUAGUGACGAGUAUUCAGGCUCAUCCUGCAUAUGAUCUACCAGUAAAUGGUACUACCUCAACAAGUCCAAAGGUAACACCACCUGUCACUGCUGGAGUUGCCAGUUCGUUGUCAGAAAAAAUAGUAGAAACCAUUGGGAGUAGCAGACCAAAUGCACCUCUGACAUCAAUCCAAAUAAGCUUCAUUCAGAAUAUGAUACAAGAAACAAUGGAUGACUUCAGAGAAGCAUGCCAUCGAGAUAUUGUGAAUUUGCAAGUGGAGAUGAUCAAGCAGUUCCAUGUGCAGUUGAAUGAAAUGCACGCUUUACUUGAAAGAUAUUCCGUAAAUGAAAGCUUAGUAGCUGAAAUUGAGAGACUACGAGAGGAAAACAAAAGACUGAGGACUCACUUCUGAAAGAUUUACACUGCUAUUCUUAUUAGCAUGAACUCACUACAGGUGGUGUGUUGCUUAAGACAGAUCAUCCCUCAUCACUGAAGUAUUUUAUGAAGACCUGCUAUUAUUUUGAACAUGAAUCUUUUCUUCUAAAUGGUGUAAGAUACUAUAUGUAAUUAUAAAAUUUGUAACAGAUAAACACUGUAUAAAGAAUAUUUGCAUACUCAUGCUAACUGCCUUGAAAUACAUCCUUCUAACAAAAACUAAAAGGAUAAGUACAUUAUCAGAGUUUUAGCAAUAUGUGAAGUGCCUUUUUGUAAACAAAAUCAAACCAGGACGGAUGCCUUUUUCUGUAAGAAUUUUUUGAUAUGCCUACUUCUCUAUCUGCUGCUUUAUUUUACUGCUGUCAGAAACAAUCACUGUAGCUUGCCUUUCGGAUACUUUUCUUGGAGAAAAAGGGGAGAGAAAGCUCAUCUUCUGCAUGAUGUGAAGCCUUGUUUAUAAGGAGCUGGGAAGUACAGUAUUCAGUUAACUUUGUUCAACUGGCAACUCUUCAAUCCUGAGUAAAACUAGAGCUUGAAAAUAUUCCAAAACUCAGUGCCAUGAUCUUUCUUACUAUAUUUGUAAGUCUGAAAUUUGUGCUUGUCUGCUGGUGAACUUUGUUGCAAAUGCUACUUCAGCUGCACAAUGAGACUUUUGUUACAACUUUAGCUAUGAAACUAGAAUUCUUUUUAUUUACACAUAUUUGAAUAUUGUCAUAACUUGUCCAAUUUGAAUGCAACUGUAGACUUCAAAAUAUAAGUGUACUCAGCCAUUAGUAAUAUAGCAUUGUGUAAAUGCGCUCUUUCGGUCUUUGACUCAAGCAUCUUUUGCACCCCCCCACCACCCCUUCCUUUUUAUUCGUAGUGAACAACACUUAAUAUUGAGCAGUUGUGUUGUGGUUUUGAAUCUUGUUGGUUUAGUGU
Messenger RNA from Haliaeetus leucocephalus (bald eagle), 3018 nucleotides. It is a transcript of the gene NEDD1, whose product is annotated as neural precursor cell expressed, developmentally down-regulated 1. Gene Ontology annotation, molecular function: gamma-tubulin binding. Lineage: Eukaryota; Metazoa; Chordata; Aves; Accipitriformes; Accipitridae. Gene Ontology annotation, biological process: mitotic cell cycle; microtubule nucleation. The record is from RefSeq and is a predicted model, not a curated record. The transcript has 15 exons. The coding region runs from base 77 to 2074 and encodes 665 amino acids. Gene Ontology annotation, cellular component: centriole; pericentriolar material; ciliary basal body.